Messenger RNA from Helicoverpa armigera (cotton bollworm), 4366 nucleotides. RefSeq lists its product as uncharacterized. The transcript has 3 exons. The coding region runs from base 220 to 3456 and encodes 1078 amino acids. The record is from RefSeq and is a predicted model, not a curated record. Lineage: Eukaryota; Metazoa; Arthropoda; Insecta; Lepidoptera; Noctuidae.
UUUGUUUUGAAAGUGGAACACUCGAUGAAUGAAUUCGAAUUCAAAUCGAAGCAUUUUCUCGUUUUGCAGUUUUGCUGUCAAUGUGUUAUUGCGAAAAUUAUUAUUUUACGUUCUAAAAUAUUCUGUGAACGCGGGAAUUAUAACACAUAUAUUUCACAUUUCAAAUGUUUAUACAGCUAAUAUUUCUAGAGGAUUGGGAAGUUUUAUGAUAGAGACACAAUGAAGACUGAGUUGUUCGGCGAAGUAGAGACUGAUGAAGAAUAUGAUGACCCCAUCAGACUGUUCGACACUGAUGUGAAUGCGGUCCUCUUCGGUAGUCAGCCUACAGUCGUCAGACAAGAUAACAACAAACCUGGUUAUCAUUGGCAGUUUCAGAAAAUUGAUGAUGGCGAUUCGUGUCAAUCUAGGGAGUUACCUACUCAGAGGUCAGAUAAUUCUCAAUUGAAUGUCAAAUUAGUGGAUUGCGGCAAGUUUCCAUGGUACUUUAGAAAAUAUACUCAACAAAUACUCCAGAAAUUGAAUCCUGAUGUAUCGAGCGACAGUGAUACCGAAGUAGAUGUACUGCAGGUAGACGAUUGUGAGUCCAGUGAUUGUUAUAUUGUAGUAGAUAUACACGAUAAUAAUAAUACAAAUAAGGUAAAUAACGAGGUUAAGGACAAUAUGGCCAAUGUUACUCAAGACAAACAAGACGAGAAUAAAAUAAUAAACAAAGUUAAUCAAGAAAGAAUUAAUACUUGGAGAAACAAUAUCGAAUUACAAAAAGCUUUGAGUUUAAAAAACGUGGACAAAGUAGACUUCAGGCGUAACACAGGAUUAGUGGGCAUGAAAAUAAUGCCGAAAGUCAUUAAAAAUGGAGGGGUGGAUGCUGCUUCUAAAAUAAUAAAAAAUAGAAAACGAGCUAAAACAAAUACAAAAGAUAAAGUGAAUGCUGAAAAAGGUUUAAGUUUCGUACAUAAAGAUUUGCAGGAAAUACCUAGUCUAAAAGGAAAUAGUUUUAUUUGCCAGCCUCAAAUUAGUAACAGUAAACAAGAUACAGUAGUAGAAAAACAUAACUCUAGUCAUAUUACUAUUUCUAAAAAUGUGCCACAACAUAUUAGCAAACCACCAGAAAACCUUGUGCCGCCAACCUUUCCAAAAUCGAAUGAAAUCAUUGAUUUGUCUUCUGAAAGUAAGCACACUAAAAGUUUAUCUAUUUCUGAUAACAAAAUUAAUGUAUUGAACGAAAAAGAUCGUAAUUUAGGAACAGUUGAGCAGAUAAAACGGGUAAUAUCGUCUAAGCCUACCGAUAAAGUCCUUACGUCAAACGUUAGAGAUAUCAAAAAGACAAAUAAAUAUAAAUUUGAACAAAUGAAAAACCUGAAUAAGGCAGUUGUUAGCGCCCCAACAUUAAAUAACGACCUGGUACCAAAACUAGGACAGGAUGAUAAAGAAAUGAAGCACACCAAACAAAAAAGAAACAAGAAUGAUAAUACGCAAAGUAAAAUUAUUAAAUCUGAUAAGAAACCUAACAAAAAAGUCGAAAAACAGAAAAGUGAACCAAAAUCUCCUAUUUUACCGUGUAGUACUUUACCAAAGAAACCUAAACCUAAGUGCCUAGAAGAAGUUCCUAAUAAAUCCAGCAAGUCUGACGCUAGUACAAAAAAAUUGAAUGCAAUUAUUGGAAAACUUACAAGCUUAAAAUAUUCAAGUGAACAGAAUUUGUUUCCGCCAAAACCACCACCCGCAGUUUUACACAAUUCUGAUAAUUCUAUUAAACAGGCUUUACAAUUUCAGUGUACUUUAACAAAACCUAGUCAAGAACGUGAAACUGAUAAGACUUUAAAACCUUCAGAGAAAAAUUGUACUGAUGUUCAUAAAAUUAAUAGCAAAACUUCCAGUCUUCAAAAUACUCAGGCCAUACCUUCUAUCAUUACUACAAAUAAAAGUUCAGUUGAACAAAAGAAAUUGUCUGAUAAGGUGAUUCAUAAUGUUAGUAUAAAACCUUCUAUAAACAAUGCCCCGGUAAUGAAUCCUGCGACAAUCCAUAAAAGCAAGCCUAUUCCUGUGGUUACACCAACAAAUGCUCCCAAACCAAAAAGCAUUUCUGAAAAAUAUAAAAAUUUUCUUAAAUCUCUUGAUCCUGAAUUUGUAGAUAAAAAUAAAGUUGACAAUUCAGUCAGUAAAGGUAAAAUUAACUUUUUCUCUGUGCAAAAUAGAUAUGCAUCUGCUAUAAUUUUAAAGCCUAAUCAACAAACAAACCGUCCAGUUGGAAACCCAGCGGAACGUUCUAUGCAAGCCGUACCAAAUAGCCAUACACAACGACCCAACGCGAUGUCUAUCCCUGUCCAUACACAACAACGCUAUCAAGAUCUUCAUCAUAUCUAUCCUCAAUAUUACCAAUCUUCUCCUACGGGAAGAUAUCAAAAUAAUUAUCCAGGUUCCAGUGUAAACCCUGUACCACAUCAGUUUUUACCACCACAUGAUAAUUUACAACAGAAUAAUCCACCACAAACCUUUUACCAGGGUCGUUGGUUGCCACCACCUCCUCCUCCCCCCCCUCCACCACCGCCACUCCCAGCUCCUCCAUCAGGCUCUAUUAUGCCAAGCGGUAAUACCGGUGAUCCAAUUCAAUAUGAUCCUUAUUUAAAACAAUCCCCAUGUCCACCGAUAUCAAACUUAAGACAGAUGCCAAAUACUUUAGCUCAAAAAUCAGUUAAUAACCUGCUGACUAAGAAUAGUAGUAUAAUAGGCGUAAAUAACGCAGGAUUGGUAAAAAAGAUUAACAUUGUUGCUGUACCUGCUGCAAAACAUAUUAAAAACAGAAAAGAAACCGCAGAAGAAGUUAAAACUUUCCAAGUUUUGACUCCUCCUAACGAACCAGAAGUAGUUGCAACAAAGACAGAAAUGUUGGAAGAAUUAGAUAAAGUAACGUUUGUAGACGAUUUGAGUUGUGACGGUUACAAAGAAAAUAGUUUAGACGUAUCAAUAAUGUCGAGCAAAUCUGGCAGGUUUGAGUCCUUAAAGUUGUCAGUGAACAAAAACGAACAAGACCUAAAACGACAAAGAAAAGGAUAUUCACCUCCAAUUUUACCCAUUCCAACGUAUAAAAAGGUUUUGGACGACGUAGCUUCAAAGUCACAAUCAUGUAUCAAAGUGCCACCAUUAACUGCCGUAGGAGAUCCGAGACUGUAUCUACAAAAUGAAAGCAAACCUUUGCGUGCAGAAGUUAAAAAGACUAACAAAAGGAAACUAAACAAUGCAUUUAAUAAACCUAAUGACGCUAAACGAAAAGAUGAUGCCAAAAAGAUUUCUUUAGAAGAAUAUAAAAAAAGGAUAUGUAAGACUGAUAAAAAACCUGCACAAAUUAAUAAAAAAGUGUGUAAAGAAAACUUUAGACAUAAGUCAAAACAUAAUCAUAGAGAAAACAGUACAGACACUGAUCUCGGUUAUGAUUCGGAUACUACAGUCGUAUUGUGAUCACUAAAUACACUCUAUUGAAAAAAAGCGGGCACCCAUGCGAAAUCUUGGUUUUAAGGACUUUAUAUGCGUUCCAAAAGAUUUUAAUGACUGGAACUGGACUGGACUUAGUCCAGGACACCACCACUAGUUUCACUACUUUCUUAUGAUUCUCCAAAAUUCUAAUUUAGAAUAGACUUUUACGCAUACCGGACUAACCCUUUUGAUGCUAGUCAUAUAUUCCAGCCAUUAAAAUCUUUUGAAGCAUACAUAAAGUCCUUAAAAACCAAGAUUUCGAAUAGGUGCACGUUUUUUUGCAAAAGUGUUUAUUAUAAUUAUUAUAGUAUUGUCUUGGAAUAUUUUGAUUCUCGACAAAGUUACUGGCGUUCGGUAAAAGUAACAUUAAAACAAACAAAUAACAUUUUGGUUAUUUUUUAGUUCAGUGAGAUAUAGUUCUUUAUAAAAGGUACAACCCAUUGGUAUAAGACUUAUACCAUAAGGAUCGAUUAAACCCACCAUUGUAUUUUUAUGUUGUUAGAAUAGGUACCUAAUUGUUUUCUAGUAUAUAAUGUAAACUGUUUUGUCUAGCCUUUUUUGGUUCAGUUGACAGUUGCUGUCAGUCUGCAUGAACAACAGUAUUAUUCCUUCAAAAAUUUACAGCUGUCAGUUGUACAUAAACGCGGUAGCACAAGAGUCGAAGUUUCACAUUUUAUUUUUUGAUGUUUCAUCUUCUGGCAAAUAAUAAAAAUUGUAUGAUUUAAAAUCAUUGUGAUAUGAUCUUCCCACAGACUGUAUUUAAUUACCUUGACUGUAUUUAUUACGUAGAGAUAGUUGUUGUCACUAUCUGUAUACGUAAGGAAAAGGCCUUAAAGUUUACUUUUAUGGGUAAUUGCUACCCCUGUAGGUGUCAAAAAUAAUUUUGGAUCCAAAA